AUGAUCUCUGCAAUUAUCGCGGAAAUGGCUUGGAUCUUCACGAAAAGCAGCGAACGCAUUCCCAAGCUUGUUCCUCUCCCUCCACUCUUCAACGACACGCCUGAAAUUGCGAUCUCAAUUCUUCACACCCAUCACCGCACCUUAGCUGAGGCAAUCUACCCUCACACUAGCAUUGAAUCAACGGAUGCCAAGUCAAACAGCACUGUUUUCGUGAUCCAUGCGCCAGGCUAUCCUCAAAGAAUCACCGUCACGCUCAAGAACUUCAUGGAUGGUCUGUCAAUACUUGAGGAGGGGAGUUUCGGACCGGGUAUGAGGAUGGCCAUGCGUUGGAAGCUGGCGGAUGGUGGGGCCGAGUUUCUUCCCGGCACGCAAUGCCUUGAGGAGAGCGGACACCUCUCCUGUUAUCGCCUCUUGACUCCAAUUCCCGAAUCGUUUACGCACGAGUAUCACUUCAAGACGAUUAUUCUAUGGACUUUGUUGCAUCAAAUGUCGAUCGGCGAACGAGUCAAGGCAAGGAGUGCUGGUGUGGCGCUCACUUGGGGAAAAUCUGGUGACCGCAAGGAGAAGUCAGAGUGA
Molecule: messenger RNA, 576 nt
Organism: Aspergillus chevalieri
Lineage: Eukaryota; Fungi; Ascomycota; Eurotiomycetes; Eurotiales; Aspergillaceae
Exons: 2
Coding region: 1-576 (191 amino acids)
Source: RefSeq, a predicted model, not a curated record